Molecule: messenger RNA, 2286 nt
Organism: Theobroma cacao (cacao)
Lineage: Eukaryota; Viridiplantae; Streptophyta; Magnoliopsida; Malvales; Malvaceae
Product: electron transporter, putative (Protein of unknown function, DUF547)
Source: RefSeq, a predicted model, not a curated record
ACUUCCAUUUUUAAAUGUGAGCCUUCAGAGUUCCUUUGUAGUUUGAAUUCAUUAACAGCAUACCCCAUUUGAUGAACUAUCUCUUAAGUCUUGCCCCUUUUAUUACAACAUCAUAUAGAAUCUCGGUCGGGUGUUAUUUAUUUUUGUCACAUGUAAACUUGUUCUUUGAUUGUUUGUGUGCAAGAACAUAAUAAAUAGUAAAUCCUUAUCAUAUGCUAUAGAGUUAAAGAAUGUGAGAGCCUGGAUUAGUGUGUGGAGUUGAUGACUGGGAAAAUGGAUGGUUUUGGUUUAGAUCACGAAGCAGCAGCUGCAGCAGGAGGAGCGAAGAAAGUGACUGAAGAUACUUCUUGGUCACAUCCGCAUGUUCAGUCUCAACAUAGGCGCUCUAAGAGUGCAUCGGACAAAAACUUGGAUGCUUCAAGAGGUGGAGUUUUGCAUUCCAUCAAGAAAGAGCACAAUGAACUACAUGCAUCUCCACUAUCAACAAGGACUUAUAGGACUCGAAGUCCUUUUCAUGACCGGUCUGCUUAUAGCAACAAGAACACUUCGUUGAACCAGCGAGCCUCUUUGGAGAAAGAUAUUGAGCUGCUGCAGUUACGUUUGCAACAAGAAAAAUCUAUGCGAAUUACACUUGAGAGAGCAAUGGGGAGGGCUUCAAGCACUUUAUCUCCAGGACACAGGCAUUUUGCAGCACAGACCAAGGAAUUGAUUGCAGAGAUCGAGUUACUUGAGGAAGAGGUUGCAAACCGUGAGCAACAUGUACUCUCUCUGUACAGGAGUAUUUUUGACCACUGUGUUAGUCGCCCCCCUUCUGAACAAAGCUCAGGCAAGGCUUCUCCUGCCCAUACAAAGCAUACAUCAAGGAAACACCCGAGUAUUAUUUCAAGUGCAUUUUGUUCAUCAAAAAAGUUUCCUCUGAGACCCUUGCAAGCUCUAGUUUCCACAAAUGACUCGGGGAAAAGAACCUCUAGAAGUGUUGAUGCUCUGCAGUUCUGUGGAAAAGAUGACACGCUAUUUGACAAGACAUGUUCACACCCAGUUAAGGCUCAUGAAAAGGUUCAGAGUAUGGAGAAAACUUCAGUGCUGCGAAGUCUGAAAGAUCAUCUGUACCAAUGUCCAAGCAAGUUGUCUGAGGAAAUGGUCAGGUGUAUGGCUGCGGUAUAUUGCUGGCUUCGUAGUGCAACAUCUAUGAAUUCUGAGAAAAACCGGUCACCUUUAUUGUCAAGGUCAUCAACUAAUGUUGUACUUCCUCGACGUGGCGUUGGAGAGGACCAGGAUUUCUCUUGCACGUCCAAUGUUGAAAUAUCUUGGAUAUCAACUGAUAAGAGCCAAUUUUCUCGUGCAUCUUAUGCCAUUAGUAACUACAGAGCUCUAGUGGAGCAACUAGAAAAAGUGACAGUGAGUCAGAUGGAAUAUAAUUCCCAAAUUGCAUUCUGGAUCAAUGUGUACAAUGCCCUUGUUAUGCAUGCAUAUUUAGCAUAUGGAAUUCCCCACAGUUCAUUGAGACGAUUAGCCUUGUUUCACAAGGCUGCAUACAACAUUGGUGGCCAUAUCAUAAGUGCAAAUGCCAUAGAGCAGUCAAUAUUUUGUUUCCGUACACCCAGAGUUGGACGGUGGCUAGAGACCAUCCUCUCCGCUGCCUUAAGGAAAAAAUCUGGUGAAGAAAGGCAAUUUAUCAGUUCAAAAUUUGGUCUUCCACAUUCCCAACCACUUGCUUGCUUUGCUCUCUGUAGUGGAGCAUUUUCUGAUCCUGUGCUAAAAGUUUACACAGCAUCAAAUGUUAAAGAAGAGUUGGAAGUUGCAAAAAGAGAGUUUCUUCAAGCAAAUGUAGUUGUGAAGAAGUCAAAGAAAGUAUUUCUACCAAGAGUGCUGGAACGAUUUGCGAAAGAAGCCUCUAUCAGCUCAGAUGAUCUCUUGAACUGGGUUACUGAAAAUGUUGACAAAAAGCUCCACAAUUCAAUACAGAAAUGUAUGGAUGGUAAAUCCAAGAAGAAGCCAUCACAGGUUAUUGACUGGUUGCCUUAUAGUUCAAGGUUCAGGUAUAUUUUAUCAAAAGACUUAACAGAGAAACCAUGGUGGGUGUGAGUUUUGACUCUAGACAAUCAGAGAGAAUUCUCGACAUCUUGUAAGUCAUGGAAACGCAGCUUUUGGCUGAGUGGUGGGUAUCCGAUCAUUACUUGUAAUUCCAUAUCCAUUUCGUUGUACAUCCUAAUCUUCAAUCGUUUCAGUUUAACACUUCGUCGCUCAAUCUUGAGUCAAUAAGUAGUGACAUUUUUGUUCUUGUGA